AUGUUUUCCUUAUUCGCCGGCGAGAAGCCUCAGCCCAAGGCUGCCGAGGUUGCCAUCCAGAGGAUCUCAAACAUUUCUGCCACCCAAUUGUCCCGCUUCGAACGUCUCCCCAAGGUCCAACGCUAUGCCAUCAUAGGUGCAGCAUCUGUUGGUGGAGUAUCUCUUCUCUGGGCUUUGACUCGAUCUUCAAAGUCUGCCAGACGGCCUCCGAUUCCUUCUCCCAGAGACUCGCUGCUUCCGGACCUGUCUCCUGAGGAUGCUGCAGACCUUCCCUACCAUCCAGCUGCGUUGCCUGGAGCCCGGGAUGUCGACUCUCCAUGGGGUACUAUCCGCGUGUAUGAAUUCGGCCCACGAGAUGGAGAAAAAGUUUUACUCAUCCACGGAAUCUCGACACCGUCAAUUGCCUUGACUGACUUGGCACACAAGUUGGUUGGCAGGGGACGACGUGUCAUGCUUUUUGACCUCUUCGGUCGCGGCUACUCCGAUGGCCCGUCCCCAGACACAACCAACUAUGACUCGAGCCUCUAUACCACUCAAAUCCUGCUCGCUCUCCAAUCGUCGCCCAUUCAUUGGUCAACCUUUACCAUAGUCGGCUACUCUCUCGGCGGUGCUAUCGCCGCAGACUUUACGUCCUACUUCCCCUCGCUAGUCCGAGGCCUUGUACUUGUAGCUCCCGGUGGUCUUGUCCGCAAAUCACACAUGUCCAUCUCUAGCAAAAUGCUAUACCACAGCUCGUGGAUGCCAGAGUGGAUGGUUGGCAAGCUCGUUGCAAGCAGACUAUGGACCGGAGCCAAGGUUGUAGAGAGCGAUCCCGAGGCGGUAGAGAACGCAGAAACGACUACGACGGCGAGCGAGGGAGACAAGACGUAUGUAAGCAGCAACCACAUGCUUUUGCCCGGUAACCCACAUUCAACCGUUUCGUCGGUCGUGGAUUGGCAAAUUCAAAAUCACAAGGGUUUCGUGCCAGCCUUCAUAUCGACCAUCCGCCACGCGCCGAUUUACAACCAGCACGACCGCUGGAGCGUUAUCCGCGAAAACAUUGAGAACCGUGCCGGCCCGUUGAAGGAAGUCUGGCUCAUACUCGGCGAGACAGACCCCAUUAUCAAUGCCGAUGAAAUCACCGAGGAUGCAAGGGCUGUGCUCGGUGAGGAAAAUGUUAGGGUCAAGGUGCUGGACGGCGUAGGUCAUGAAGUCGCCAUCGAACGCGCAGACGAUGUUGUCCGGGCUGUAAGACGGGUUGGUACCAAGAGCGAGGAGGUCAGAGAGGUCAGGGAGGAGGAGAGUAAGCCCGAGCCAGUCGAGAGGCCCGAGAGGCCCGAGAAGCCCGAGAAGCCCGCGAAGGCAGAAAAGAGUGAAAAGAGCGACAAGAAAGAGAAGAAGAGUUCAAGUCGGAGGAAGCACGGAGGCUCGCACGCCAGCUCCAGCACGAAGUAG
Messenger RNA from Alternaria atra, 1434 nucleotides. RefSeq lists its product as uncharacterized. The transcript is spliced from 2 exons. The record is from RefSeq and is a predicted model, not a curated record. NCBI's taxonomy places the organism in Eukaryota, Fungi, Ascomycota, Dothideomycetes, Pleosporales, Pleosporaceae. Gene Ontology annotation, biological process: regulation of lipid storage. Gene Ontology annotation, cellular component: endoplasmic reticulum. The coding region runs from base 1 to 1434 and encodes 477 amino acids.